Messenger RNA from Sycon ciliatum, 2887 nucleotides. RefSeq lists its product as uncharacterized. The transcript has 9 exons. Bases 319 to 2826 code for a protein of 835 amino acids. NCBI's taxonomy places the organism in Eukaryota, Metazoa, Porifera, Calcarea, Leucosolenida, Sycettidae. The record is from RefSeq and is a predicted model, not a curated record.
GAUCCCGCGAACCGCAGACGAGCUUCUGGUUUCACACUGAUACUGUGACAUAGGCAUCCGCUUGAUCGAACAUAGCCAUUAGCGUAGGAGUACUAGGAGGGCUACAGACAUUACACGCGUGCACGCUCGGAGGAGGAAGCCAGAUCGAGUCGUGGCUGCGCUCAGUUCAGCUUCGGACUCGCACAGCACUGGUAAUGGAGCUUGGAUAAAUCAACGUCCCACGUGAGUAGCGAUUCGUGGCUGAAAUGAAGGAACUGCUACUACUGAAUCAGUGUGCCGGGAAGAUGACGAUUGAUUCCGAAGGCCUGCUUGUGGAAGAUGGUCAUUUCGCGGCGAUGCGUUUGUCAGCGACUCGCCACAAUGAGCCGGUGGAAGCGACGGACAUUACUGCUGGCAUGGCUCCUGCUGAUAGCGAUGGCGGGGACGGUGAUAGCCGGAUUGGUCUCAUUACUCAACAACUAUCAGCAUUCGGUCGUGUGUGAUCCUGCUGUUGGCCGCCGAACCGGCCGUUCAGAGAAUAAUGACAUGCGUUGGCCUCAGCGGCCGUGCAAGCCCCGUGGACCAGUCGGCGUAGGAAUCGGGCCGCUGUGGAGGACAACCAACGUGGGCAGGAAUGAAGAUGUCUGUGCAUCUCCAGUGGCCCGCCAAGGACUAGAGUGGUUUACAAGUAUUGGACAACUCCGACGCUGCCUAGCAUCCAUUCCGCUGACAACGCGUGUUCUGAAUGCAACAAUUGCAGCUCUGGCGUUGGCCACGACUAAGGUUCGUCAGCUGCACACCAAGUCGAGGCCACCCUGCGGAGCAUUGCCGAUCGCACGCUUCGUCAACCGCUCUCUAAGCAAUCUGCUACAGCUGCACACGCGUGUGCACGACUACGCGCGUAGUCUCUGUGACGAGCAUGUCCAAUACAAGUCGCCAGUAUCGCAGCUUGCAUCGCUUUGUCUGCCGGUGGAGUUCGGCUCUCGCAUCGAGCGUGACUCGAGCUCGCUGCACCAGCACCAAGUCCUGUUCAUUGCAAAGCUUGGCACACAGAUAUCGUUUCCGGACGAGGGGCUUAAUACCGAUGUACAAAUGAUAGUCGGUCACACUGUCAAAUCGAUCGAACGGCUUUCACCGUUUGAUUUCAUCAAGAAGUUACUGGGAGGAAGACAGGCAGCAGGACAAGCUACCGGACCAUUGCUCAACAAUGCGCUGCACCGCUCUUGCUUUGAUGUCUCGACGAUUGUCCUGCCCGAAAGCGAUGGUGUCCACCUACUCUUGUCGAAUGGCCGCACCGUGGGCCUGCCGUGGACGGUUCGACUGGCCGCCGUGCCGCACUCUACCAAGCUACGGUGCUUGCUGGGUGACACUGUCACCGAGAGGACCAGGAACACGACCGUGCAUGGUGGAUCGCCGUGCUCCGCCGCCCGCAUGAUCGAUAGCACGUUCCGCACUGGCAGUGCUGCCGGCCAAGAGGAUGUCUUUCCUUCCGUGCAUCGGGGCAAGGGAUAUGCCGUCAUUAUGCUGCCGUCAUUUCGUACGCCCGCUUUCAUAACGACCGGGCAUCUGCAUAAGCUGCUCUCCAACGUGCUUCCCCACUCCACGGCGUCACCGAUACGCACACUGGUGUUGGACGUCAGCGGUAACAGAGGAGGUCUGCUGUCUACUAUGUACGGAGUGCUGGAGGUGCUGGUGAAGGCACUACAGAAGAACGGAUUGUCUCCAGCAUCUGCCGCUGCCGCUCCCUGCCUCAUGACAAUGCGUGACUUAGACUCUCUGCAGCAAUCCAGUCAUGCAUUGCUACCGCUGCUGCAGGCGUUCCCGACAGGAGUGUGCAAGCGUUGCUCAGCCGCUCUUCUAGAGAAGAUCGAAGCGUACGCGCGUGCAGCCGAUCUCCCGUUCGACACCGUGGCCGAGGUGAUGCGGGUGAAGACCAGUCUCUACCGUGCCGUGGCUCCGAACUCGGACAGUGGCCGUUCCGAAUUGCUGCUCGGCCUACUGUUGUCUGUUCUGCGUGCGCAGUCGGAGAGCUUCCUGGGUGUGUCCGGUUUGGAAGCACGCCAGUGCUUGCGUCACGCCAGAGGAGCGCCCGUGCCGGACUUCCUGCCACGGCAAGAGGACACUUGCGAAAACUGCCCUGCAGCCAGCAUGUGCACAGCUCCGCUCAAGAUGUGCUCGGAGACGCUACAUUCUCCACACUCACUCGGCGUCAAGCGUGGCGAGACGAGCGGUCGUGCGACUUCUAACGUUCUACAGCACGUGAAGCGAGUUGUUGUCGUGUCCGACGGAGUGUGCUACAGCGCCUGCGCGCAGUUCGUCUAUCUCCUUGGUAAACUGGCACAAGCUCAACCUGGCCUCCCCACCGUUCAUCUGGUGACUUAUGGCGGCAUUGCUGGCGAACAAUUUCCAGCCGCACAAGCCGGAAACGCAGUGGCAUAUGACUAUGACCACUAUGCAGCAGCUCGCAACGCUCUGAGUCGACUGCGGCAACGGCUCGAGACGGACGGAUGGUGGAAAGCGCAGGGCCAGCGGGACACUCAGGAGGAGCAGGAGUCCGAUCAGCCAAGUGACAUUGAGCUGGACUUGCUACACCCGGCUAAGCUCAUGUACCCACAUGCCGCCGUAAUACCGCCGGAAGACCACUGGGCGAGCAAGGCGGACGCUCGCGAUCUCACGGAGCAGCUCAGCGCGGUUGGCACCGACAGCUUGUACAUCCCACUGUGGCCGGAGAAGAAGUCUGAAGAUGCGAUCAGUCCUGGCCGCCGCAGUACUCGUAAUGAUCUCCAGCUUCCUCGCCGCCAGUUGUAUGAAGUGGCGAUUGAAAAACUGCCCAGGUACAAAGACUAGAUAACGACUACUUAUUUAUUUUAGCUUUAUCAACAAGAAUAUUGAAAGAGGAUGAAUAGUG